This is a messenger RNA of Pimephales promelas (fathead minnow), 2857 nucleotides long. It is a transcript of the gene ntm, whose product is annotated as neurotrimin. The record is from RefSeq and is a predicted model, not a curated record. NCBI's taxonomy places the organism in Eukaryota, Metazoa, Chordata, Actinopteri, Cypriniformes, Leuciscidae.
UCAUACGUUGUUAUAUUUUACCCCCCUUUUCCAUGGCGACGGCACGGCGCGGUCAUCGAUAAGCGUCUCUGUACUAAGUACGCGAAGGAUUUUGUUGUCUACCUGGGGAGGAAAUCUGGAUUAACAGAUAAACUGUAAUGGCAAACUAACGCGUUUCUCUUUUUGGACGAGCGUGAACGGAUUUACACUCCGAAAACUCCGCAGAUGAAGAUGGUUGUGUGUGGAGGAUGCGCGGCGUCCUGGAGGAGGUGUGUGGUGAUGAGUCUCAGACUGCUGUUCCUUCUCCCCGCAGGUCUGCCUGUCCGCAGUCAAGGAGAAUCCCAAUCCGAUAACAAACAGAUGGAGAAUAUCACCAUCAGACAAGGAGAGACGCUCUUCCUCAGUUGCUCACAAGGGGACUUUGUGACACACACAGCGUGGCUGAACAGAUCAAGUAUACUGUACGCCGGAGAGGAUAAGUGGUCUGUGGACCCCCGGGUGAGUUUGGUUACUCUGAACCAAGAUGAGUUCACCAUCAAGAUUGAGGAUGUGGACUUGACAGACGAGGGCCUAUACAUCUGCGCGGUGCAGACUAGCAGCAGACCCAGGACCACUUCAGUGCACGUCAUCGUUCAAGUUCCUCCAAAGAUUGUGAACCUUUCAAAGGAUCUUGUGGUGAACGAAGGCUCCAACGUCACUCUGAUGUGCCUGGCUAACGGAAAACCAGAACCUGCCAUCGUCUGGAGAAUAAUAUCACCUUCAGAUGAGAGCCUAAGCUCAGACAAUGAGGUUCUGGAGAUUCCCUUCAUCAGCAGAUAUAGAGCAGGAGUGUACGAAUGCACCGCAGCGAACGACAUUGCAGUGGACACACAGACUGUUGAGCUCACAGUCAACUUCCCUCCCAGUAUUGCAGAUGGCAGAGAUGUUGGCGUGACCCUGGGUCAGAGAGGUGUCCUGCUUUGUGAGGCAGAUGCUGUACCCGAGGCAGAUUUUGAGUGGUACAGAGAUGACAGGAGGAUCUUCAAUGGCUUUGAUGGCAUUGAGAUCGAGAAUGACGGAGCAGUUUCAAAGCUGACUUUCUUCAACGUGUCCGAGGCAGACUAUGGCAAUUACUCCUGCGUCGCUGUCAACAAACUUGGGAGCGCUAACACAAGCAUCGUCCUAUACGAAAUAAUUGAACCCACUAGUUCAACGCUAUUGCAAGUGGAGACGGCUUCUGUUUUAGAAAUGACUUCAUCCAAUUUAGAGCACACAGCCUUUGAAAACAAUGAUUUUUUGGAAGGACCCGGAGCAGUUCAAGAUGGAAACAGCGGCACGUCUACGGUCUUCACACCCACCUGUCUACUUCUCAUCGUACUUCUACAUCUCUUGCUCAAGUUUUGAUGCCGAAGAUGUUUUCAGUGCAGAAAAAUCACUGUUUGUGUGACAUCGCUCUCGUCCUGGAGUCACAAAUCGUGCAUGGGUUACCAAAAAUGCCUGGAAAUGUGCAUGGGGUACCCAAGUACUUCCUUUUAAUGAAGUAAUCAUGCAUUUCUUGUGUUUAUUAUAGAGUUUAAUAAUGUAACUUCUCUUACAUUGCUAAUCAUCACACUGUUUUGCCCCAAGCGAAUACAGUUUUGUAUUCCGUGAAAGCAAAUGGCAGAGAGAGGCAUGUCUAAUUUGAAAUAUUACAUUUUAUUUAUUUUUGUGACUGUCAUUUUAAUUUAACUCUGUAACUUCUUAAGAAUUCAUAUAGAAUACAGUGUGGUAGGGGAAUAAUUCAAGUCAAAGGCAUGCGAUAAGAAAGGGACCAUUUUAUUUUGAAUCGUCACUGUUUUUUUACUAUACAGCAAAAUCAAAAAAACGCAGCAAAAAAGACACAAUCACACGUUUUUGCUCUGUAAUAAUCACAUCGUGUUUCGUUUCGAGUACUUCUAAUCUGCAUUUUAGCAUUUAACACUCACCAAACCGAAAACAAUGCGAUACACACCAGGUUUUAUUUCGAUUGUUUUGACGAACAGAAUGACACAGUUGGACUAUGCAGAACCAAAAGCUCUAUAAUUCUUUCUGUUUACACCACAAAUGAUGAGUAAUGUUAGUAUAUAUGGGAUGACAAUAUAUGAAUCAAGGUUGAAACAUGUUACAUUUGGAGCUUUCAAGUUAUUGGAUCCGUUAUGAGAGCCUAAAGAGCAAUCUGCUAAUAUCUGUCGAUUUUUAGCUGUAAAGUUGUUUUUUUUUCCAGACAAACUUGACAUCAAAUGUUUUUUUUAAUUACAAUGGCAGUUUUUUUCUUGAAAAUCCAGAUUUUGAGUUGUACAAACCAAACCGGGCGCUUAAAUGCUCUUUAUUUAAACAUGUCUCGUAAUCGUUCCCGCUAACUUCUCUGUGUGUGUGUGUAUAUGCAUAUAUCUAACUUGUACAAAGGGAAAAUAUGCACACUUGUUUUUACUAAAAUUGUGAACCUGUUUAAAACAAUGCAACACAUUUUCUAUUUUUUGUUAUUCCCUUUUUCAGAAGCUGUGUAAUUUAUUUCUCAAAGGGUAUUAUAGUAGAUGCAAGCUGAGUGUGAAAUCUGAUGUCUAAAUAUUGUGCUUUUGGGAAAAGCAGAUAAGACUCAUUUGUCCGUCAUCAUUUCAUCAUGAGCAGAUGUCCUGUUACCGUCCACAUUCUGGAGGGGGGAAAAGAAAAAAAAACUGACCGUCGCAGUAUUACGGUGUUCGAUUUUCUUCUCUUUUGUUGGAAUCUUUAGGAUUUAUGCCUAAUGUUUUCAUUUCAUCCCCAAUCUGGUUAAAGGAAUAGUUCAGCCAAAGAUGAAAAUUGUCAUUAAUUCACCGUCAAAAAAAAAAAAAAAAAAAAUGACCAUGGAAUUCUGAUUAAUCAUAAGUAACUAUUCCUUACU